GCGACACCUCGGAGCUCGCAGGGCGGCGGGAAGGCCCGGGCCUUGGAGAUGGAGAAUUCCCAGUUGUGUAAGCUGUUCAUCGGCGGCCUCAACGUGCAGACGAGUGAGUCGGGCCUGCGGGGCCACUUUGAGGCCUUUGGGACCCUGACGGACUGCGUGGUGGUGGUGAACCCCCAGACCAAGCGCUCCCGUGGCUUCGGCUUCGUGACCUACUCCAACGUGGAGGAGGCCGAUGCCGCCAUGGCCGCCUCUCCCCAUGCCGUAGACGGCAACACGGUGGAGCUGAAGCGGGCGGUGUCCCGGGAGGAUUCGGCGCGGCCCGGUGCCCACGCCAAGGUGAAGAAGCUCUUUGUCGGUGGCCUGAAAGGAGACGUGGCCGAGGGCGACCUGACCGAGCACUUCUCGCAGUUCGGCACCGUGGAGAAAGCCGAGAUCAUUGCCGACAAGCGGUCCGGCAAGCAGCGCGGCUUCGGCUUCGUGUAUUUCCAGAAUCACGACGCGGCGGACAAGGCCGCAGUGGUCAAGUUCCAUCCGAUCCAGGGCCAUCGCGUGGAGGUGAAAAAGGCCGUCCCCAAGGAGGAUAUCCACUCCGGUGGAGGCGGAGGCGGCUCCCGGUCGGGGCAGGUGACCAGCUGUACCAAGUGCCUCUUUGGGACCUUCCUCUCUGUCCCUGCAGAAGGCAUCUAG
Molecule: messenger RNA, 687 nt
Organism: Myotis brandtii (Brandt's bat)
Lineage: Eukaryota; Metazoa; Chordata; Mammalia; Chiroptera; Vespertilionidae
Product: heterogeneous nuclear ribonucleoprotein A0-like
Exons: 2
Coding region: 49-687 (212 amino acids)
Molecular function (GO): RNA binding
Source: RefSeq, a predicted model, not a curated record